Nylanderia fulva is the source of this 4225-nucleotide messenger RNA. RefSeq lists its product as uncharacterized. Gene Ontology annotation, molecular function: protein binding. NCBI's taxonomy places the organism in Eukaryota, Metazoa, Arthropoda, Insecta, Hymenoptera, Formicidae. The record is from RefSeq and is a predicted model, not a curated record.
GCGUAUCAUCGUAGACGAAUGUUUAUCUUUCUUUUUUUUGAUACGAGGCCACUUAAAGCCAAAUGUCGAGAGAUACGCGCAUCUCGCUUUCUCAUACGAAUCUAGGAGCCUGUGGAAUCUGCACGCGUGUGGAUUCGCGUGGAACUCCAAAAGACCUACAAGACCUAUUUUCGCGAUCGCCUCAUCCUGAGGAAUUUUCGCUGCACACUGUCCAUCGGGAAUAAAGACGCAAAGCAGUCUUUGUCUGUCUGUAUUCGAGGACAGAAGGUGUCGAGGAUUCUCUUCAGUGGUUUCAAAUUAAUUGGAAAAAUCACGAUGCUGCUCUUCAUCAUAUGUUUCCUGCCUCUAGUGGCGUCCCAAAUCACAUCUUCAAAUUUAAUUCUGGACAUCCAUAACGGUACCUUAACAGACAUUCAAUUCGUCGAAGGCUCAAAUCAUACGGUAUUAGACCUGUCAAAUUCCUCUCUUCGUGGAUUGGAAAAAACCGCUUUUGACAACGUACUCGACGCAGAGUCGCUCAUAUUGGCCGACAAUUUGUUAAGUUCUCUGCCGGAGUUUGUUUUUUCCAAUCUCACAAGAUUGAGGAGCCUGUCGCUAUCAGGCAAUCAAAUAUCGAACGUCCAAAAUCUGUUUGUGGGUCUGGAAAAUUUGCAAUUGCUGGAUAUCUCUCGCAAUCCCGUCAAACAUUUCACUAGAAGUUACCUGUUUGGUCUCAGCAAAUCCGUCAAGAUUCUCACCAACGAAAAUGUCCUAUGGAGUAUCAGUACAGAUGUGUUUGCCAGCUCCUUCAAGGAAGAGGAACCGAAGCGAUUAGCAGCGACGAUGGACCAGGAGCAGGAUUUCGUGGAAAAGAGCGAAGAGAAGAAAAAGGAAAUGGAAGACAGCGCGGUGGAACGCGAUGCUGAAGAGCCAGUCUUAAAGCCUCAAGAGGUCGUCCAAACUCUUAACAAGGACACUCGAGUGAAAAUCUGCAAGUCGGACGGCAUCGUGACGUCAUUGGCGACUUUUGAAAAGGAUGAAGAACUGGUUGAAGGAUGCAUCCAAGUGCAGGUCGACGUCGACGAGACGCAAGUAAAUCUUCGCGAGCGAGGCAUUAGAAGUUUUCAGGAAAACUGGUAUCGGUUGCAAUCGCUGCCGAUCUCUUCCUUGGAUCUGUCGAACAACGAAAUCACCGAGAUCACGAAAGAGAUGCUGAACAAUCUGCCGACCGAUCUGACAUACGUGAACUUUCUGGGCAACAGGAUUCGCAGAAUCCGGAGCCAAGUGAUUGAAAACAAUCACCUAAAGAGACUCAACUUCAAGGGCAAUCUGAUCGACGAGAUCGAAGAAGACGCAUUUGAAAAAACAAAACUACGGGGAUUAUUCCUAGUCGAUAAUCAGCUGAAAAAUCUCAACUUCGUCUCCAGUCUGCCAAACACUUUGACAGAAUUCGUCGCGAGUGAAAAUCGCAUAGCGUCCAUUCCUGACGGCGCUUUCUCCAAGUUCUCUCGUUUGCUGUACCUGAAUCUCGACGACAACGAAAUCAAAACAUUGCAAAGUGACGUCUUUCAAGGUUUAGAAUCCUUGCGAUCGUUGAUGUUAACGAGCAAUAAUAUAACGACCAUCGAGUUUUCCGCUUUUAGAGGUCUGACGGCUCUCGAGAGGCUCGAUCUUCAUCGCAAUUCUAUACGCGAUUUGCAAGAAGCCACCUUCGCCGAGUUGACGGCUUUGAAGAAUCUGAAUCUCGCCUAUAACAACAUCGCGAAAGCCACAUUCGCUGAUUUACCGUCGUCUGUGGACUCGUUGCUCCUCGAUUAUAAUGAGAUCGACGUGCUCGAGGAAGGUAAUUUUGUUCGAGUUCCGAAAGUCAUUCUGUCAUUGACCGGAAACAGAAUCACCAGUAUAAAGCGCGGCGCUUUCAAUCUGCCCGUUCUUAAGGACCUGAACUUGAGUCAAAAUCUCUUGACGACCAUAGAAGGCGAUAGCUACGAAGGUUUGAAUCAAUUGAGACGCCUAUGGCUUUCGGAAAAUAAAAUAUCCGAGAUUCGCAAGGGUGCUUGCAAAAAUCUGGGUAGUCUUUAUAUCUUGGACAUAGCUAGGAAUCCAUUUCAAAAGUUGGAAAACGGCGCUCUUCACGGCCUCAACACUGGCUUGGGAACCAGUUUGUAUAUUUACGAGAAUAAUGUGAGAGAGAUGCAAGGCGGUGUUUUCGACGAUAGAAAGAUCGCGAUGCUGCUCUUCAUCGUAAGUUUGCUGCCUUUAGUGGCGAGCAUGCAUCUAGACAUUUUACGAAUGAUCAUCAAGACAUCUUCUAAUCUAAUUCUGGAUGUCUAUAACGGCACCCUAACAGACAUUCGUGUCGUCGAAGGUUCUAAUCAUACGGUAUUAGACCUGUCAAAUUUCUCUCUUCGCGGAUUGGAAAGAACCGCUUUUGAGAACGUGCUUGACGCAGAGACGCUUGUAUUGGCCGAUAAUUCGAUAACUUCGCUGCCGGACUUUGUCUUUUCCAAUCUAACGAGAUUGCGGAGCCUGUCGCUGUCGGGCAAUCAAUUAACAAACGUCCGAAAUCUGUUCGACGGUCUGGAGAAUUUGCGAUUGCUGGAUAUCUCCUGCAAUCCCAUCAAACACCUCGGGCAAGGUCACCUGUUCGGUCUCGCCAGAUCCGUCAAGAUUCUUACUGAUGGAAAUAUUCUCUGUUGCAUCAGCACGGGCGUGUUUGCCAACUCCUUUCUCAAGGAAGAGAAGCUGCAGCGACUAGUGACGCCGAUGAAUCGCGACAGGAAUUUCGUGGGGAAGAGCGAAGCUGGAAGAAAAAAAGAGGAAUACAGCUUAGAGGAAUGCGACGCUGAAUGGCUAAUCGUGAAGUCUCAAAAGGUUUCGAGAAGUCUCGUCGAAAUUGUUCACAAUAACAUUCGAAUAAAAAUCUGCAAAUCGGACGGUAUCGUAACAACAUUGUCGAUCUUGGAGAAGGAUGAAGAGCUCGUUGAUGGAUGCGUUCAAGUGUCGCUCGACAUGUUCGAUGAGACGCGAGUUGACCUUCGCAAGCAAGAAAUCAGAGGUUUUCAAGAGAACUGGUACCAGCUGCGCUUGUUGCCAAUUUCUUCUUUGGAUCUGUCGUACAACAAUAUCACUGAGAUCACGAAGGAGAUGCUGAACUAUUUGCCGACCAAUCUAACGACGGUAAUCUUUUUGGGUAACAAGAUUCAGAGGAUCCCGAGCCAAGUGAUCGAGAACUAUCACCUGAAGAUUCUUAACUUUAAGAGCAAUUUAAUCGACGAGAUCGAAGACAAUGCCUUUGCAAGGACGAAUUUGCAAGAGUUAUACUUGGCCGAUAAUCAGCUGAAAAGUCUCGACUUUGUCUCCAGUCUCUCGAACACCUUGACGGAAUUCGUCGCAAGUGGAAACCACAUAUCUUCCAUUCCUGAUGGCGUUUUCUCCGAGCUCUCUCGUCUGCGUUUCCUGAAUUUCGACGACAACGAGAUCAAAGCAUUGCAGAGCGACGUCUUUCAAGGUUUAGAAUCCUUGCGAUCGUUGACAUUAAUGAGCAAUAAUAUAACGACUAUCGAGUUAUCCGCUUUUAAAGGUCUGACGGCUCUCGAGACGCUCGAUCUUCAUCGCAAUUCUAUACGCGAUCUGCGAAAAGCCAUCUUCGCCGAUUUGACGGCUUUGAAGGAUUUGAAUCUCGCCUAUAACAACAUCGCGGAAGCCACGUUCGCUGAUCUUCCGUCGUCCGUGGAGUCGUUGCUCCUCGAUUAUAAUGAUAUUGAAGUGCUCGAGGAAGGCAAUUUUAUUCGAGUCCCGAAAGUCACUUUGUCAUUGACUGGAAACAGAAUCGCGAGUAUAAAGCGCGGCGCUUUCAAUCUGCCCAUUCUUCGAGAUUUGUACUUGGGUCAAAAUGUCUUGACGACUAUAGAAGGCGAUAGCUACGAAGGUUUGAACCGGUUAAGGCGCCUCUGGUUGUCGGAAAAUAAAAUAUCCGAGAUUCGAAAGGGUGCCUGCAAAAAUCUGGCCAGUCUUCAUAGUUUGGAUGUAUCUAGGAAUCCGUUUCGGAAGUUGGAAAAUGGCGCUCUUCACGGCCUCAACACCGGCUUUGAAACUAGUUUGUAUAUAUACGGGAAUAAUUUGAAAGAGAUUCAAGGUGGUGUUUUCGAUGAUAUUUAAUAUAAUCGAUAUUAUUGUCUCUCUAUUUAAGUCACAGAACUCUCAUUCAUAUUCCGCUAAAUGUUUUCAAAAAUUAUGUAUUAAA